AUGGCUGAUAGCGACAUUUGCUCUUCUGCGCUGUACAAGGACAACGCCGAGUGGAAAGAUAUCACUCCAAUUUACCCUUCCAAGGAAGAGGAAGUUGCUGUGAAAAUUGCUGUGUCAGAAGCUUGUGAGCUUUUCAUUUCCAUCAUUUUCUAUUCGGUUUUUUAGUCAUCGACGCAUUCGCCUACUUCCGUGCUGUGCUCAUCAAGAAUGAAAAAUCACCUCGGGUGAUGGCACUUCUGGAGGACUGUAUCCGUCUGAAUCCGGCCAACUACACUGUCUGGCAGUACCGACGUACGUGUCUGACCGAAUUGAAGUGGGAUUUGAAGAAGGAGAUGCGUUAUCUGGAUGAAAUCAUCCAGGAAUCGCCGAAGAACUACCAAGUCUGGCAUCACCGUCGUUUCAUUGUCGAGUUGAUGGGCGAGACUGCUGCUACUGACGAGCUGCAAUUCACCGCUGAUGUCAUUCACGACGAAAACAAGAACUAUCAUGCAUGGCAGCACAGACAAUGGGUCGUUCGCACCUUCAAAAGCAAGAUUUCGUUGGAUCAAGAGCUCUCUUUCGCUCUCCGUAUGUUGCUCAUCGACAGCCGCAACAACUCGUCAUACAACUACCGCUACUUUUUGCUCACUUUGUACGACAAAACAGAGGAUAAAGAACAGAUGGACAUCGAAAUCAAGUAAGUUUCCCUUUUCAUCGGGAAGGUUCAAUUUAAUAUGACUUUAGCUUGGCGAAGCGGUUCAUUGAAAAUCUUCCGAACAACGAAAGCGCUUGGAACUAUCUUUCCGGACUUCUGAUUUCCAACGGAGUCACUUCGAACGUUGACGUCGUCAGUUUCGUUGAAGAUCUGUACGAAACGACUUCGGAAGACAAGCGCUCCCCGUUCCUUCUCGCGUUCAUCGCUGAUAUGAUGCUCGAGAAUAUUGAAAAUAAAAAGUCGGCCGAGGAAAGCGUCGACAGAGCUAAGAAGGUACGUAAUAGUGAGUGAGAACAUCUCAAACAAUAACAUUCCAGCUCUACGAAGAUCUCCAAUCGAUUGACCCGGUACGUGUCAAUUACUACAAACAUAAGGCUCUUCACGCGCAGAACUUGCUCGCCAAAGGCCAAACGAAAGUGGCCGCUAAGUGAUUGCAUUCUUUCGACAUUCCAUGUGUAAAUUAUAUUUUGAAUCUCUUCAUUUGUCCGUUUGAUGUUUCUACUUAGUCAAUUAAUCCUAAUCUUGUUUUGUCUUCACUUUUGUCUUUCGAUGGGUUCAGAAACCUGAGUAUUUCGGAAAUGUUUGGAUGCCUAGAAGCCUUACAGACUUGAAUCCAGAUGAAUCAGUUGGACAUGAAGACAGUGUUUCUCUUGAAUCGCAAUGCGAAAUUCAUCGACAAAUGCUACGAAUCAUUUGAUGUAUCAGUCAAGGAAGGUCCACAACCGAGAAAAUUGCAAAUGGAUAAAACCAUUUGGACGUGGUGUUUGGAAGGAAUCUUCGAAUUGCACCGCAUUCUAAGCGACGUCUAUCCAAACGGAAAUCUGCAAAUACGGUUUGCCGUCGCCGAUUUCAUGGGAAAAAUGUUAGAUACCGAAUGGAAAGACCAGUUAUUGACACGAGCCGAACUGGUCGAACUGAUAGAAUCAGUGAAUCGGCCUUCCUCGAGAGCCACGGAUAUUUCUCCGCUUGGCGGACUGACAAUGGCUAUCGAGGCACUUGCCAUGGAGACUCCGAUGCAGAAAGACGAGAAUUACGAUGCAAAAUACAAUAAUAGUACGUAUAACUACAUACGUCCGUGUUUCAACUGUGGUUUUCAGAAAGGCGGACGCCUAGGAAUUCGGAGGUGAUGCGCUUCAAAGAAGAAUUGGCCGGUUCGGAUUCAUCCUUCGGCGUUAUGAACAACGGAAAUCUCAUCAUUUAUACGCGUCUAAAAACAGAAAAAGAGAUGGAUCGGCUGAAAAAUGAUGUUGCGAAACUGGUGGUAUCACGCAAUAAAAUUGCACGCUCCGAUUCAAACAAAACGUACGAACGCAUGAAUAGCUAUUGCGUAGCGUUUUCGAACAUUUCAGAUUUAGCCCGAUCACCUCUCUGCGAGUAUUCAUAAUCAAUGUUUAUGCGACCGGAGAGAAGUGCACUGUGAGGACGCAUCCUUUGAAAGAGCAACCCGGAACGGAAUUCCUCAAAUUCUGGGUCAUCUCCCGGAAGGCGGUAGAUAUGCUCGACGCCAUUCAUUCGCUUCUGCUGAAUGCAUUCGACCUCGCCUCCACGACCGUCACAAAGAUACCGAUGAAAGAGGACAAUCGGGACUGCACGAAGUACGACGUCGAACUGUUCCAUUCGGCAACAGUUCACAGCAUUCUCCGGAAGACCAAACUGGCUCAGGUGAGAAAUUACACUUCUGCAAACAGAAUAAUAUUAAAUCUUGCAGAGAGACGAACAAAAGGCAUACGCAGAUUCGGGGUUGACUUACGACACGAUGAUGCUGACAUGGAUGACUGCUCCGAAGACGAAAUGGUCACUUGUGGGUACUUCCCUUUCAUUCGCCCUAAUUGAUGUCGCUUUAUCAGUUCCCCAACUACCGAUCGUCGGUCCCAUUCACAACAGUGCAAGCGUACUCUCGCCCUUCGGCCUGUUUGACCCAAUUCGUUCGCGACGGAAGAUGUGUCAUGCUUGAUCUCGAGGUAGAUUGGCCCCUUUAAGUGCAGCUCCUAUGACAUCUUUUCAGAAAACGUUGACUCCCGAAGUUAAUGUUCCUGAUAAACUCGUUUCGCACGUUCUUAUGUCGAACAGAGGAAGAAUAUUUAUCCAGGAAAUAGAUUUUACGAACAGCAGUGAGCACUUUCCAAAAUACCAAUUUCCAUUCUCGCCCGAGAUUAUUCAGAAAGACGAUUCGUUGGAAAACUGCUAAGACCGGAACGGUUACGUCGUCCGAGAGAACCGCUGAAUAUGGGUCAGUUCAAACACAUGCUGAAACAGGUCGAGUUGAGGUUCGUGGCCAAAGCCCGGUUGGAAGAGAAAACGGAGAGCAGGAGGCGCACAGACAUCGAGCAGCGGUUGCUUCAAAUCUCUAAAAAUGUUCCGAAGUUUGCGAAAGACACGUUCAUUUUCCAUGAAAUUGUGCGAAACGAACUCGAACCCCUGAUUACCACAAUCACUCAAUUCACUCUCUCUUCAUAUGACCAGGAAAAGUGCAGAGAGACAGUGAUGAAACUGCUGCAAAUGCGAACUCAGCGAGAACUGAUCAUUCCCGCGACUGCGAACAUCGGACUUUGUUCGGUUAUGGAUCUGGCGGACGCUUCAGAGCAAAUGCGGGUGGCUCUUGUGGAACUGGCAAGGCACAUUAUGAAGUAUACAAAGUAUUCGGAUGCGCACGCGAAUGUUUACAAAACAUUCAUGGCGACAUUGAACGUGGAUAAGCUGAUGAGCGUGGAUUUGGAGGAUGAAGAUGUGGUUGACAAGUGAGUUGCUCUGAAGGUACGAGUAUUAUCAGUGAGAGUGCUUCAGGCAAUUUAUCACAUUCCCAUUUUUCGGACAAGACGAUUCGACAGACGGACUGUCUCCACUGGAGAUAUUCAUGAGGAAACGGAAGAUAGACGCUGAUGAAGACAUAGGCGGAGCCAAGAAAUCAAUAAAAAAGGAGAAGGAGAAGCCAGUUAUACAGGGAAAAAGUGAGCCAAGAAUGAAAGGACAUAAAGGAUCAGUUCCUUUUCAGAGGUAAACAUCAAUAUCUUCGCGAAGAUGUGCGCGGUGAUUGGACAGAAAGAGAACGACAUACGGCGGGAGUUUGUGGGAAGAGAAAAGUUCGGAAACAAGGCGAUGCUCUACGCGAAUCUGCUCGACCGGAACGACAGACCUUCCAGCCCAGCCGACAGAAUCAGAAACAAAGAUCGAGGAGGAUCGGGUACACCACCACCGGGUCGCAGACCAUACGGGAAAAUCUAA
Messenger RNA from Caenorhabditis sp. 36 PRJEB53466, 3916 nucleotides. The record is from the annotation of a GenBank genome assembly. Lineage: Eukaryota; Metazoa; Nematoda; Chromadorea; Rhabditida; Rhabditidae.